Messenger RNA from Paramecium tetraurelia, 564 nucleotides. RefSeq lists its product as uncharacterized. The transcript has 3 exons. Lineage: Eukaryota; Ciliophora; Oligohymenophorea; Peniculida; Parameciidae. The record is from RefSeq and is a predicted model, not a curated record.
AUGGGGUCAUGUUGUUCAACUAACAAGGUAGUUAAGGAAACCUAUGAUUACCCAGAUGGAGGAGUUUAUGUAGGUGAUUUGGAGAACAAUUUGCCACAUGGAAGAGGCACAAUCAAGUGGGACAAUGGUUCAUUAUUUGAGGGCGAAUUUAUAGAAGGAAGAAAGAAUGGAAAAGGAUUAUACAGAUGGAAUGAUGGAUAAUAUUAUGAUGGCAAUUUCAAAGAUGAAAAAUUUGAUGGCUAUGGCGAAUAUUUUUGGACUGAUGGAAAAGUUUAUAAAGGCAACUGGACUGAUGGUGAAAUGAAUGGAUAAGGGGAAAUGAGUUAUCCAGAUGGAAGAGUAUAUUCAGGCAGUUUCAAAGCAGACAAAAAGGAUGGCGAUGGUGAAAUGACUUGGCCUAAUGGAAAUAAAUAUAUUGGAGCUUGGAAAAAAGGUAAACAACAUGGAAAGGGUGUUAUGGUAGAUCGAUAAGGGAAUAAAUCUGAAGGCACUUGGAAUAAAGGAAAAAAAUAAUGAAAAUUAUAUUUAAGCAUUGUCAAUCUGUGUUAAUUAUUAAUUUUAAUC